Molecule: messenger RNA, 303 nt
Organism: Trichophyton rubrum CBS 118892
Lineage: Eukaryota; Fungi; Ascomycota; Eurotiomycetes; Onygenales; Arthrodermataceae
Exons: 1
Coding region: 1-303 (100 amino acids)
Source: RefSeq, a predicted model, not a curated record
AUGGUUUCCGCAACGUUGGGAAUCAGUGGGGAUGCACCGAACGUUGUUUGCUGGGUACGGAGCACAGUGAGAGAUAUACAAAAAGAUUCCGUAUGUGUUGUAGGAGCCCAUAUGUCUAUGGCAGCUGACCCUUGCUCUGAAAGAGAUACCAACGACUUCUUAUCGCUCUCGUUCACGAAGGGAGUUGGUAAUUCCCAAUUGAGCAAAGUUGAAUGGAUGGAUGGAUGCGUGCGUAGAUGCCGACCUUGCUACCCGAAUGGCUGUCCCGUUUCCUCGUUUCUGAGCAGGAACGAACUCAAUUAA